AUGUCCAACAGCAGCCCCAUCACCCAGUUCCUCCUCCUGGAAUUCGCAGACACACGGGAGCUGCAGCUCUUGCACUUCUGGCUCUUUCUGGGCAUCUACCUGGCUGCCCUCUUGGGUAAUGGCCUUGUCAUCACCACCAUAGCCUGUGACCAGCACCUCCACACACCCAUGUACUUCUUCCUCCUCAACCUCUCUGUUCUCGACCUUGGAUCCCUUUCCACCACUGUUCCCAAAUCCAUGGCCAAUUCCCUAUGCAACACCAGGACCAUUUCCUAUGCAGGAUGUGCUUCCCAGGUCUUUUUCUGUUUAUUCUUGAUCACAGCAGAAUAUUCUAUUCUAACCAUCAUGGCCUAUGACCGCUAUGUUGCCAUCUGCAAACCCCUGCACUAUGGGACCCUCCUGGACAGCAGAGCUUGUGUCCACAUGGCAGCAGCUGCCUGGGCCUGUGGGUUUCUCCAUGCUCUGCUGCACACGGCCAGUACAUUUUCACUGCCCCUGUGCAAGGGCAAUGCUGUGGGCCAGUUCUUCUGUGAAAUCCCCCAGAUCCUCAGGCUCUCCUGCUCACACUCCUAUCUCAGGGAUUUUGCAGUACUUGUAGUUACUGCCUGUUUAGCAUUUGGCUGUUUUGUGUUCAUCGUGGUGUCCUACGUGCAGAUCUUCAGGGCCGUGCUGAGGAUCCCCUCUGAGCAGGGACGGCACAAAGCCUUUUCCACGUGCCUCCCUCACCUGGCUGUGGUAUCCCUGUUUAUUUGCACUGGUAUAUUUGCCUGCCUGAAACCCCCUUCCAUCUCAUCUCCAUUCCUGGACCUGAUGAUGGCAGUUCUGUACUCGAUUGUGCCUCCUGCAAUGAACCCCCUCAUCUACAGCAUGAGGAAUCAGGAGCUCAAGGAGUCCAUUAGGAAGGGGGUUUCAUGGUUGUUUGUCGGUGUUGAUAAACUUUCAAUGACUCUACAAAAAUGACCUCCAGUGUAUGCCAGUGCAGGCCUGAACUCUAUUUGUUGUUUUAUCCUUUUUAUUUUGUUAGCAUCACCUGUAUUGUUAUUUAUGGUUAUGAUGUUCUUACAUAAGCAUUUGUA
This is a messenger RNA of Columba livia (rock pigeon), 1076 nucleotides long. Its product is annotated as olfactory receptor 14A16. Gene Ontology annotation, molecular function: olfactory receptor activity; odorant binding; G protein-coupled receptor activity. The transcript has a single exon. Bases 1 to 960 code for a protein of 319 amino acids. Gene Ontology annotation, cellular component: membrane. NCBI's taxonomy places the organism in Eukaryota, Metazoa, Chordata, Aves, Columbiformes, Columbidae. The record is from RefSeq and is a predicted model, not a curated record. Gene Ontology annotation, biological process: G protein-coupled receptor signaling pathway.